This is a messenger RNA of Candida albicans SC5314, 741 nucleotides long. It is a transcript of the gene PGA33, whose product is annotated as Pga33p. The transcript has a single exon. NCBI's taxonomy places the organism in Eukaryota, Fungi, Ascomycota, Pichiomycetes, Serinales, Debaryomycetaceae. The record is from RefSeq and is a predicted model, not a curated record. The coding region runs from base 1 to 741 and encodes 246 amino acids.
AUGAGAGGUAUCAUUUUAUUGAGUUUUGUUCUCACAUCAUGUUUAGCGGCAGACGCUGUCCCCGCUGCCGCUGAUGCUGCUGCUGUGACAACCACCACUCCAGCAGGUGCUGCUGCUGCUGCUGCAACUACUGCCACCACAGCUAAAGCCAAUACCGCUGCCACUACAAAUACUGCUGCCGCUGCUGCUGCUGCUGCUGACACUUUGACUACUAAAGGAACUACUACAGGUACAGCAAAGACAACUGGAGUUACUACAGGUACAGCUAAAACUACUGCGACAACUGCCGUCACUUCAGAUACUGCUGUGGCAGCAAAUCCUGCUACUAUGAACCCCUCCGAGUUGUCAAUAUAUUCAUUGACAGUUACUAUGAACCAGGCACAAUUACAAAACUUUUUGGCCACCCACUCAAGUGGUGCUGCUACUGCAGGUGCUACUGGAACAUCUGUCGCAUCUGGUGCAUCUGGUGCAAGCUUGGAAGAUUCCACUACUACUACUGCUGCUGCUGCUGCCGGGGGUAAUGGUGCUGCUACUAUCGAUGAUACCACUAAAGGUCUUACAUUUGUCACCUCUAGAACUUUGAAACCAAGUAGUAGUGCAACCUCGCAAGGUUCCGCUCAAGCACUGGGUUCUGGUUCUAAUGCUAGUCAAGCUAAUGCCGCAGGUGUAUAUUCAACUAACUCUGUUCUUGUAUUCGUUUCUAUUUGCAUAGGUUUUAUUGGCGGUUCUUUGGGUAUAUAA